GUGUGACACUCGCUGACUUGGCACUGGUGCUGUUGUUUGGGACAGAAAGCUCACAGUGUGAGGGCUUUAUCGUGUUUAACGUUGAGCGCUUGCUUGGAAUUACAGAAAUAUACUAAUAUUGUUAAAUUCCACAGAAAGUGUUAAGCUAAAGAGCAGCUCUGAGGAGCAUGAACAAAAUGUAUGGAAUAUGUCUGACAGCAGGACUCAAGGCGUCCAGGCUGCUUCGCAGAGGCUUCAGAGUCAGCGCUGUACAUCAGCAGCAGCCUUUUGACUCCACAGCGGAAAAGCCUCAGUUCCCUGGAGCAUCGGCUGAAUUUGUGGAUAACCUUGAGUUCAUUCAGCCCAAUGUCAUCUCUGGUAUCCCAGUGUAUCGGGUGAUGGACAGGCAGGGCAACAUCGUCAACCCGUCUCAAGACCCUCAGCUUUCCAAAGAAACUGUUUUAAACUUUUACCAGAAGAUGACAAUCCUGAAUACAAUGGAUCGCAUUCUAUAUGAAUCUCAGAGACAAGGUCGAAUCUCUUUCUACAUGACUAAUUAUGGUGAGGAAGGGACACAUAUUGGCAGUGCUUCUGCUCUUGACCCCAACGAUUUAGUCUUCGGCCAAUAUAGAGAAGCUGGAGUGUUGAUGCUUCGAGGUUUUCCUCUGGAUUGUUCAAUGGCUCAGUGCUACGGCAAUGCAGAUGACCUUGGCAAAGGCCGGCAGAUGCUGCACUAUGGCAGCAAAGAGCUGAACUUUGUCACCAUCUCCUCUACUCUAGCCACGCAGAUUCCUCAAGCUGCUGGUGCUGCAUAUGCAGUAAAGAGAGAAAACAUCAACCGCAUUGUUAUCUGUUAUUUUGGAGAGGGAGCAGCCAGUGAAGGGGACACACAUGCCGGUUUCAACUCCGCCACUCUUGAAUGUCCAAUAAUAUUCUUCUGCCGCAACAAUGGCUAUGCCAUCUCUACACCCACUAAUGAGCAGUACCGAGGUGAUGGCAUUGCUGCCCGUGGUCCAGGUUAUGGCAUGUUGUCAAUCCGUGAUGGCAAUGAUGUGUUUGCUGUGUACAAUGCUACAAAAGAAGCUCGCCGCAGAGCUGUGGCAGAGAAUCAGCCUGUCCUCAUCGAGGCCAUGACCUACAGGUGUGUACUCGUUGAUUUGUGA
Thalassophryne amazonica is the source of this 1142-nucleotide messenger RNA. Its product is annotated as 2-oxoisovalerate dehydrogenase subunit alpha, mitochondrial-like. Gene Ontology annotation, molecular function: oxidoreductase activity, acting on the aldehyde or oxo group of donors, disulfide as acceptor. NCBI's taxonomy places the organism in Eukaryota, Metazoa, Chordata, Actinopteri, Batrachoidiformes, Batrachoididae. The record is from RefSeq and is a predicted model, not a curated record. Gene Ontology annotation, biological process: branched-chain amino acid catabolic process.